UCAACGUCAACACACGCACACACACACACACACACACACACACACACCUUCGCAGCUCCAGUGUGCUGGCUCGACCUACUACAGACUACAGGGAAGUCUCCACACGCAUAAGUCUGUCUGCGGUGCACUUGUUAUCACAACAGAGAUGAUUGAAACUUGACCUGGAAUUCUGACUGUGCGAGGAACAACCUUCCCUGCAGGAGGCUUCGAAUCCAGAGCUGCCGGAUCCCUUUUGUGCCAACACAGAGAGGGGGGAUUUAGAGUUUGUGCUGCACUGGGGGAAGUUCAACUCCUCCACUGGGCGCUGUGCGGAAGUCACAGCGGAAUACAAAAACAGCCUCUGUUUACACAGACUCAUCACGCUGCCUCUUUUAUCCUUACUUCUGUCCUGGCUUCUCAUCAUUUGCCUCCUGUCCUCAAGGGAAGUUUUAUCCCCCUUUAACAGCAUCCAUCACGUCAUCUGGCCCCCCCCCCCCCCAGCGUUUACUCAUCUCAUAAUGAACUCCUCUGCCUCCAUUACAUCCCUAUUCUCCUUCACCAGCCCGGCGGUGAAGCGUCUGCUUGGCUGGAAACAAGGGGAUGAGGAGGAGAAGUGGGCGGAGAAGGCUGUAGAUUCUCUAGUGAAGAAACUAAAGAAGAAGAAGGGGGCAAUGGAGGAGCUGGAGAGAGCCCUCAGCUGCCCAGGACAGCCCAGCAAGUGCGUGACCAUUCCACGGUCGCUGGACGGCAGGUUGCAGGUGUCCCACAGGAAGGGACUGCCCCAUGUCAUCUACUGCAGGGUGUGGCGCUGGCCCGACCUGCAGUCCCACCACGAGCUGAAAGCCCUGGAGUGCUGCGAGUUCCCCUUCGGCUCCAAGCAGAAGGACAUCUGUGUCAACCCUUACCACUACAGGCGCGUGGAGACUCCAGUGCUGCCACCAGUUCUGGUCCCACGCCACAGCGAGUUCAACCCUCAACACAGUUUACUGGCAAAGUUCAGGAACGCCUCCCUGCACAACGAGCCUCUGAUGCCCCAGAACGCCACCUACCCAGACUCCUUCCCCGCACUGCCCUGUUCCUCCUUCUCCUCCUCCCCUUCUUCCUCCCUCGCCCAGUCCCCCACCUCACAGAGUUACCCCAACUCCCCCAACAGCUCCGCAGAGCCUGGCAGCCCGUAUCACAUCACAGCUGAGACUCCCCCACCUCCGUACAGCAUGAUGGAGACGAGUCCUCCAGAGGAUGUGAAGCCCAGCAACUCCACAGAACCCAUCAAACUCACAUUCUCAGCUCCACACAGAGAUUUACGGCCUGUAUGUUACGAGGAACCGGAGUACUGGUGUUCAGUGGCUUAUUACGAGCUCAACAACCGGGUGGGGGAGACUUUCCACGCGUCGUCCCGCAGCGUCUUGGUGGACGGCUUCACGGACCCAUCCAACAACAAGAACCGCUUCUGCCUCGGCCUGCUAUCCAAUGUCAACCGCAACUCCACCAUCGAACACACACGCAGGCACAUAGGCAAAGGUUUACACCUGUACUAUGUGGGCGGUGAGGUGUACGCAGAGUGUCUGAGCGACAGCAGCAUAUUUGUCCAGAGCCGCAACUGCAAUUUCCAGCACGGCUUCCACGCCACCACCGUGUGCAAGAUCCCCAGCGGCUGCAGCCUCAAGAUCUUCAACAACCAGCUGUUCGCCCAGCUCCUCGCCCAGUCUGUUAACCACGGCUUUGAGGUCGUCUAUGAGCUCACUAAGAUGUGUACCAUCCGCAUGAGCUUUGUGAAGGGCUGGGGUGCCGAAUACCACCGUCAAGAUGUGACCAGCACCCCCUGCUGGAUCGAGGUACACCUGCACGGGCCCCUGCAGUGGCUGGACAAGGUCCUGACACAGAUGGGCUCCCCUCACAACCCUAUCUCUUCGGUGUCAUAAGAUGGACACAGGUGUGUGCUGUUCAUCCUUCACACAGGUAGUCGUAGAUUGUAUGUUCUGCUAUGUCUGGGUUUUCUGUCCAGUGGUCCUUCUUUUAACAUCUCAAACAAAAUUAUCGGUCACUCACAGAUUUGUCUCAUCAUGCAGCAUAACUGAAAUUGUGAUAUUUAUAGCUCAUGUUAAAUAAUUAAGAGUUCCUUAAUUUCAGUGAGACUGUGAUAAAGCAUUUAUCGUCUCUGUUGUUAUCGGGACAUUAGCUGCACUCCAAGACAAGACAAAAUGGGAUAUAUUUGUAGGUACUCAAAGAUUUGUGUUAUUACUUGUUGUAAAUGUUAUUACAGUUGUAUGUACUGUACUUCCAUGUGUUGACUUCAUGUACUGUUUGCUUUUUACUUGUAUCAUUAAAGUUGUUUUUUCUGUAA
This is a messenger RNA of Epinephelus lanceolatus (giant grouper), 2323 nucleotides long. RefSeq names its product SMAD family member 9 (gene smad9). Gene Ontology annotation, molecular function: I-SMAD binding; RNA polymerase II cis-regulatory region sequence-specific DNA binding; DNA-binding transcription factor activity, RNA polymerase II-specific. Gene Ontology annotation, cellular component: heteromeric SMAD protein complex. NCBI's taxonomy places the organism in Eukaryota, Metazoa, Chordata, Actinopteri, Perciformes, Serranidae. Gene Ontology annotation, biological process: cell differentiation; SMAD protein signal transduction; transforming growth factor beta receptor signaling pathway. The record is from RefSeq and is a predicted model, not a curated record.